Molecule: messenger RNA, 1134 nt
Organism: Chondrus crispus (carragheen)
Lineage: Eukaryota; Rhodophyta; Florideophyceae; Gigartinales; Gigartinaceae
Product: ubiquitin-conjugating enzyme E2
Exons: 6
Coding region: 265-768 (167 amino acids)
Biological process (GO): protein polyubiquitination; ubiquitin-dependent protein catabolic process
Molecular function (GO): ubiquitin conjugating enzyme activity
Source: RefSeq, a predicted model, not a curated record
CACCACUCCACAACUACCCCCACAGGCCGCGAGGGAGAACAGAUAUACACGCACCUUUCGAAGCUUUCUGCAAGCCCAACCCUUUUUACACAACUCUUCUCACUCAUCUUUGCUCAACUACCCGGCAGAGUGCAACUUGCCGUGCCUGUCGUUUCGCCUCGUCGUUUGCGGCCUUUCAACCUUCUCUUGGCCGUAUCCGUACUUGUCAACAACUGUUAACCCCUGCCUUUUCGCUUUUAGCCUGAAAAGGAAGCAAGCACCAAUAUGUCGAACAACCAAGCAGCCAUUCUGCUAAUGCGACAGCUCAAAGAGCUCAACAAGAAUACGGACUCAGGUUUCUCGGCGGGUCUUGUCGAUGAUUCGAAUCCAUUCGAGUGGCAAGUCAUUCUCACUGGGCCACCCGAUACCUGGUAUGAUGGGGGGCUCUUCAAAGCCAAACUCUCUUUUCCACCGGACUAUCCUUACAUGCCACCGACAAUGCGUUUCACAUCCGAUAUGUGGCAUCCUAACAUCUAUAAGGACGGGAAAGUCUGUAUCUCUAUCCUGCAUGCACCAGGUUCAGACCCCAACCAGUAUGAAAACGCUUCGGAACGGUGGCUACCAGUUCACACUGUCGAGUCAAUUCUAGUCUCGGUCAUAUCCAUGCUUUCCUGCCCCAACGACGAGAGCGCUGCUAAUCUUGACGCGGCGAAGGAAUGGAGAGAGACCCCAGACGUCUUCAAGAAGAAAGUGCGUGACACUGUUAGGCGUGCCCAGGAAGACUGGUAGAAGGAAGUAGGACUCUGUCAUUGAGAUGGUGAAUGAACAUCGACAAUAAUGGAUUGCCAAAGUUAAUACAGCAGCUCGUGUGUCGUGAUAACACCCUAUUCUGCGAAUGACAUGGCGAAACCUGCGGGAACGGUGCCAUAUGCUUUGGAACUCGACAAAGUAUUCUUCGGUGUGCGAACCGAUCUCGGGGUUCUUGGAUGCGAAUGGACCCCUUUGUAUUCUUGGUGACACUUAUCGUAAAUAGAGAUAUUCUAAGGUUCUCUCCUUAACUUGUCGUACACGAAUGCUUUGAUUAGAUUAAAACGUGCGUACAAAUCAAUGACCAAUGUCGACUUCUGCAGAUCCAAUUGAUGCAGUUUUCAUCAA